AUGGACAGUGCGACGUUUAUGUCAAGAUUCUCAGAUGGGAAUUCGGUGAUGCUGGAGGCAAAGGGAUACAAGAACAGGUUGGUGGGACGUCCAUCCAGCAUGGCGCCAAUCGUGAAGGUCUUGAUGACAAACAUCAAAGAGGAAGCUCAGCUUACUCGCUCGCAGGUCUUGCUCCGGCAGAUCGACCUCGUGCCGGAGCAGAAGAGAACGGGGAAGUACCUGAACGAGAUCGAGGAGCUUCGAAACAGGGUGAUGAAACUGCUGAAGCAGAAGGAGCCGGACUUUGAUCCACCCAGCGCCAGUUGCCAGGAGGGCGAUACACAGGUGGAGGGAUGUCAAUCUGUUUGUCGUUGGCUGGAUUUGACAAAGUCAUCGACUAAUGGCCAGUGUGAUGACUAUGUCAAGAGUCUCGAGGCGAAGGGCUACAAGAAAUACCGGAAAUGGAAGAUCUUUGGGCAUCCCUCGCCAAUGGAUCCCGUCUUGGGGCUCUUAACCAGCAAUUGCCGGAAAGAGGAGCUGAGUUUCUAUUUGGCGGGACUGGCGGAACUCAUCAAGAAGAUGAAGAAAGAAGGGAAGAUUGACAGGUACCAGGAAGAACUUGAGGAGCUGCAAAAACAUGUGACUGACACGCUGGAAGUGCAAGCCAUCACUAUUGAUGAAGAUUAUGAAGAUGAUACAGAGCCCCUUCCACGGUGUGAUUUGAACAUGCCCGUGGAGGCAGGGGACAUUGUGACCUUUGAAGUUGGUGGCCCAGACUUUGAGAAAGUGACUUGA
Molecule: messenger RNA, 774 nt
Organism: Durusdinium trenchii
Lineage: Eukaryota; Dinophyceae; Suessiales; Symbiodiniaceae
Source: the annotation of a GenBank genome assembly